Molecule: messenger RNA, 828 nt
Organism: Chenopodium quinoa (quinoa)
Lineage: Eukaryota; Viridiplantae; Streptophyta; Magnoliopsida; Caryophyllales; Amaranthaceae
Product: cysteine-rich repeat secretory protein 4-like
Exons: 1
Coding region: 1-828 (275 amino acids)
Source: RefSeq, a predicted model, not a curated record
AUGAGGAGGCAAAACAUUUUGAUUUUUGUUUUCAAUAUUGUCAUCCUCACACUCAUAAAAAUCACAAUAGCACAAACCCAAGAACUACAACUUGAUUUCGCCGGAGGAAAAUGCUUAGAAAGUGAUAUUAUAAACACAAAUGGCACAUACCACAGCAACAUCCUCACCCUUUUAUCAAACCUCCAAGCAUCCUCCUCCAUCGACAACUUCUCCAACUCCUCCGUUGGUCUCGGCCCUGAUCGCGUCAAUGGAUACUACCUCUGCCGUCCUGACAUCUCCCUCGCCACCUGCGAGACCUGCAUCAAUGCAACCAUCAACACCAUAGACCUAUAUUGCUUCGAUAGGAAGGAGGCCAUUAUUUGGUAUGACGAAUGUAUGAUACGGUACACCAAUAACUCCAUCUCAGCCCUUGAGAGCAACCAAACUAAUGACCCUUGGUAUUUCAACUAUGGUACUUUAAAUGUUUCUGAACCUAAAGGCUUCCCCGCGAAGGUGAAUACCACCUUGCGGGGGUUGAUUUUGGAGGCGAUUUCAUCGGAUAAUCCUCAAAGGUUUUAUGCUCAUGGGAAGGAGAAAUUCACUCUGUUUGAAGGGUUUUAUGGGAUGGUUUUGUGUAGGCCUGAUAUGACAGCAGAAGCCUGUGAAAGUUGCUUGGUGACAGCAUUGGGUAGAAUACCAAGUUGUUGUGUUGACAGUUUGUCAGUUUGGACUAUAGUUAUGUUGCCUAAUUGUCAGGUAAGGUAUGAUACUGCGCCGUUUAUCUUUGAUUCUCAAUCGUCGUUGUCGUUGUCGCCACCGCUUCCUCUUCCGCCUACUCUUGCUCCUUAG